Molecule: messenger RNA, 2649 nt
Organism: Uloborus diversus
Lineage: Eukaryota; Metazoa; Arthropoda; Arachnida; Araneae; Uloboridae
Exons: 4
Coding region: 149-1243 (364 amino acids)
Source: RefSeq, a predicted model, not a curated record
GUCUCCUUCGUAGCUGUGAAACCGGUAUAAUCAUUGGAGGAUUUUCUCGGCACAUCCCUGGUAUUUCAUAUUCUUGGUUUGUUCCGGAGUAGCAACAGGUGUAAAAAGGAACUUCAUAGCAAGUCAUAAAAGCCGACAGUUUAUCAACAUGAAGUCCUUUCGGAACCUGACACCUUUAAGGGGUUUCACCGUGUUAAUCGUCUUCUGCAGUCUGGCAAGAAGUUCCUACGCAUCAAAAGCUGCUUCCAGCCGACAAGAUAUUUCCAAACCACCUACAGAUAUGGUCGCUGCUGAAAGCAUCGCAGUGUCCAACUACAAAGUCCAGGCUUUGUCUUCAGCAGGUGACAGACGUUAUGGUUAUCCAUACGCAAUAGCCCCCACGCUUCCGCCGUUUCUGAAAGCUAGAUCAGAUGAUUUCGAGAAUGAAGCUUCUGACGAAGUAGAGCCUCGAGUAGUAGCUCUCAGUCCAGCCAAAACUUAUGGAAGUAGAAUCGAUUCCAAAGACAAUGGAAUUUCCUUGAAAAAGCAAAAGAAGACGAAAGUUCCUUACACUUAUGGCGCAACCCGUCGCCAAAGUUACGACGAGGACUCAUCCUCUGAGAGAACUUUCCAAGGAUAUCGGGAACCCAAGUACAGGAACUUUGAUGAAUUGGAAACGAGGUUCAUGCCGAGGCGAGUCGACUACAGCGUUCCUUACUCCGAGUACGCAUAUCCGAAAUCUCGAAGACCAGUUGUAUCUCCGAGAGACCCUUAUUUGACGCCUAGUACUGUUAAAACAGACACAUUUUAUCCUAAAGUAAACAGUUAUCCGUCUACAUACGGCAAAAGGGAUCCAAGUAUUACUUAUGGAGCAGGAAGAUAUGAAGAUCCCAACAACUACCACAGUGAACAUAUACACGGCGGUAAUUAUGGACUGGGAAAUAGCUAUGGAACAGGAAACAGCUAUGGACCUUCACCUUCAAAGUACCCAUCCGCAGGCGGCCAUUACGAAUACCAGGAAGAUUAUGCCAUUGAAAGUAACAAGCCCAUCAUUGGUGACAUAAGAAAAAGACUUUUGGAUUAUGCUGGAGCUUCUGACCUCUAUGAAGGAGAGCCUGAUUACUUAAGAGAGGUUGCACGGAACAAACACAAGUAUGGCACCUUAGGCAAUGAUUUUUAUUCAUAUGGUGGAUAUAAAUCAUCUUACGGAGAUUAUCCUUACGGAGAAUCGAAAGUAACUAUUGUUAAAAAAGCAAGAUCAUGAUCAAAAAACAGAUAUGUUUUUGAUAUGAAUUUGAAACAAAGUCCAACAUUCGUUUGGUGAAAGAGGAGGUGCCCUACUUUCAGCUUGAGUUACAGAGUUUCCAAACCUUCCCUAUUCAUCAGAAAGAUAGAUGAAGUAAUGAUGAAAAAUUUUCAUAAGAUAUUGACCAGAACAUCUACACUAGUUAAAUAUUGCAGAAUAACAGUAAAUACUUAGAAAAAAAUUUACAAUUUCCAUCUGAAACAAAAAUAGAAAGCUGGCUGAAAAUUUCACAUUUCAAAUUUUUUUUGAAAAGAAAAAACUAUUAGGAUAAAACUAUAUAGGACAUGUAAUCUUCAUUAAAUACUAUUAAACAAAGAAUGGAUUUCAGGCGAUGGCGCAUUAAAGAAACUUUCUGCUUGUGUUUGAACUUGCCCCCCAUAUGCAUGAAACUAUUUUAAUAUUAUUAUUAGCAUUAGAUGAAAUUUUGUCGUCUGAAUUAAGAUGUUUGCAUCUGUCAUAAAAUUCUCUUUUUAGUGGAAACAAACUGCUGAAACUAAAAAAGUUUAGUUGUAAAAUAUCCAACAUUGCUUAAAAUACAUUAAGCAACCUAAAAUAAAUGAAACACCACAAAAUGAUUUGUACCUUAUUUGAUUAAAAUAUUUCACUAAAAAAUUAAACAAAAAAAAUUGACUGUUAGGAGAAUGGUAGAGCAGCAGUUUGACUUCCAAAUGUUUAAUUUUCUCAAUGAAGAUUUCUCAUUAAUAACACGAAUCAAUAAACUAAGUCUUUUCUAUAACUUAUAUCUAACCAGUGCAACUAGUUGGGCAGGGGAGAUACCAUUUCCUGGACUAUUUGGUUUGUUACUGUAAGCGUAAAGCAAGUGUGUUUCAAAUCACCUUUUAUUUCCCUAAAAAAUUAAGUUUCCCCUAAUAUAUAUAUAUUUUUUCAACUUACAACACUUAGUAAACUUCCUCUUCCUUUAAGGCACAAAAUAUUUUGCCAAUGUUGUCAAAGAACUUAUGCUGAAAGUUGUAUUCAUUUUUUGUAAACUGUUAAAAAUUAUUGGAAUUGGUAUAAAAUUAUAUCUGACAUUUGUACAGAAGAGUUAUCAAAAUUCUAUUUUUAUUUUAAUAAAUGCAUAAAAAAGCGCAUUCAAAAUAGAAUUUUUGUGAGAAUUUGAUAAAUGUAUUUGUUUUUUUCCCUCUACAUGUGGUAUUGAUACAAAAGCAGAACAUCUUGAUGGACGUGUAAAUAAAAAAAAUUAGGCAAAUUGUGCCAUAAUAACAAUAAAAAUAUCUCUGAACAAUUAAUGUAUUCAUUUUCAUUGUGCAUUUCAUAAAGAGUUUGAAAUUUAGAAUUCUCUUACCAUUAACUCUUGUAUGCCACUGUAUGAAAUGUGAUAUUAAAAUAUUUUUAUGAUUCUU